UAUUGUCAAAGAGAGGGAGUUAAAUUUUAGCGAUGUUGCCAAAUGGUUUCAUAUCAAAAAUACUAUAUAAUUAAACUCUAAUUUAAUGAAUUUUUUAUUAAAAAAAAACAGAUUUUUAAUAAUUAAUUAAAAAAUUAUUUAUCUAAUUUUAUCGUAAUUAUUGGUAUUAAGUUCAUAUAUAAAUAAUUAAUAUUUUUAAUAUUUAAUACAUAAUCUGAAAUUUAUGAUUGUGAAUUAUAUUUUUUAUUAAAUAUUAAUAUUAAUAGAGUGUCAAUAUUUAAUAUGUAAACAAUUAUUAUUACUUUUUAUAAAUAUUAAUAAAUAUAUAAAUAUGAAAAAUUUAUAGUAUCAUUCUUUAUAUUUUUAAAUACACUCUUUCAUAUAAUAUUAAUUAUUAUUAAUCAAAUGUAUAUUAUAGAUUGUUAUAUAUCAGUGCCGCCAACGAAAAGAAAAAUUGUACAGUGUUAUCAUGUUUUUCAUUAAAUACAAAACAAUAUAUUUUAAUUAAAAAGCAUAUAUUGAUUAUUUGUUUAUAUUUAGGUUAACUGAUUUUCAUCAAUGAGAAGUAUUCAAUAAUAAAUUUUCAAUUAAAACAUAAUUUUUAAUUAAUUGUAUGUUGAUUGUAUUUUAAUUUAAUAUUUUAAAUUAUAUUUUUAAAAAUAAUAAUAAAUAUUUUUUUUAAUAUUUUCAUUUUAAUAUCUAAUAUUAUUAUAUAUUCAAUAUAAUAUUAUAUGAACAAAAACUGUCAUUAAUAAUUUCAAAUAAGAGGUUAAGUUAUUUAUUCUAAUAUUUAUAACAAUUUUUCAUUAUAAAUAUUAUGUAAUAUAUAUUAUUUUUAAAGUAGCACUAUAUAUUUUCAUCAAUAUAUAUUUUCAAUAUAAAUGAAUGAUUAUUUUAAUAUGAAGUCUAAAGAUCUUUUCCAAAUACAUUUCAUAAAUGAUGAAUGUAUGUAGGAAAUAUAUUGAAUUAAUAUUAAUAUCUUAUCUAUGUUUACAAAUUGUACAAUAAUUAAUAAUUAAUAAUUAAAAUAUUUAAAUAUAUAUUUAUAUAUACCAUAAUAAUUAUAAAUAUAAAAUAAAAUAAUUCAUAAUCAUGUUUAGUACAUUACGAAAUAAGUUUCAAACUGUUCAAGAAGGUAUAUCGGCUAGUAUCAGAGGAUUGACUGUUAUUGAAAAUCCAAAACAAAAAAAAAAUAACAAUAUCAGAAAUGUUAAUUACAAUGCAGGAGCUGAUAUUUUGCAUAGAUUUCAAUUACAAUGGAAUGAACUACAUGAGCUUGCAGAAGAAAAUGCAGGGAAAGCUCAAGAAGCUGAUAAACUUAUUGGAACUAUUUAUGAGAAACUUGAACAUGAAUGGAAAAGUCUUACUUGUUUAAAUAGUACUUUAGCUUACAUUCCAAAAAUUAAUAAUGCAAUACAAGAUCUUAUGGAUCAAAUAGGAACAUUACAAGAAAUGUUUGAAGAAGUAGAAGGUGCAAUAUAUCGUUUAGAAGAUUUAAAUGAAAUGUUAGAUUUGCAAAGUAGACAGUUAGAUCAUAGAUUUCAAUUAGCCUUAUAUAAAGAAAAAAAGCUUGCAGAAUUAAAUGUUAUUAAAGCAAAAUUGGCCAAUGAACAUAUUGAAAGAGUAUCAAAAUAUGAGCUUAAACAACAAAAAAUGAUGAAAGAAAGACGAGAAACAUUUGAUGAAGUUUUUAAAGAAGAACUUAGAGAAUAUAAAGCAACAGGAUCUAUAUCAAAAUUACCAGUGACACAACAAGGUCCAUCAUUGGAUGAAAUAGUUUUGGAUGUAGAUUCAACAAUAUUUAAUGAAUUCUUAAAAAAUUAAAAAUAUAGAUAUGCAUGUGACGCGCGCGCGCGCGUGUGUGUGUGUGUGUGUGUGUGUUAUGAGAAUAAAUAUAGAAAUAUUUGAGAAAUAAUUAUAUAUAAAAUUCUGUAUAAAUUAUGUAAAAAUAAAUAAUAACUUUAGAAAUAUUUUUUUAUUUAUGAUUAAAUAAUAUAAAAUAUUAUAUAAUGUAUAUUUAAUAAUAUAUAAUAAUAUAUUUGCUUUAUCUAUAAUAUUUAAAAAUAAAUAAUAUUACACUAUUAAUUAAAAUUACUUAUUAUAUGUAUAAAAAAAGAAAUUUAUGAAAAAAAAAUUAUAUUUUUAAUAACAUUUUUUAUUUUCUUAUAUUAAUCGAAAAUUAGCUUGGUUAAUAUCCAAAAUAAAUAAUAUUACACCAUUAAUUAAAAUUACUUAUCAUAUUUAUAAAAAAAGAAAUUUAUGAAAAAAAAAUUAUAUUUUUAAUAACAUUUUUUAUUUUCUUAUAUUAAUAGAAAAUUAGCUUGGUUAAUAUCGAACUGAUUUUUAGUUACUAUACUGCAUCUGAACAAGAAAUAAAGAAUACAAUCAUAACCUUAAAAAAAGAACGCUUGAUACUUAGGUUAAAAUGUUGCCGAAAUACAGAAAAAAAAGUUAUAUCUUGGAUAAGCUACAUCAUGGAUUUGUAAAAAUUUGUAUGGGUGUUACAGUAAUUGGAGGAGUAACUUUAGGAUAUAAAAUAUAUAUUUAUUUUCGAUAUAUAAAACCAGCAUUACGAGAAAUACAAAUGAAAAAUAAUGAUGAUUUAUUAGAAGAAGGAAGAUAUAAACCGAUUGUUGGUUAAAAUAAAAAAAUUUAAUAAUAAGUUUAAAAUAUGUAGAAAAGUUGUAAUAAAACAAUAAUUAAAAUAAAAAAUUUGUAAUUAUCAAUAACAUUAA
Molecule: messenger RNA, 2735 nt
Organism: Apis cerana (Asiatic honeybee)
Lineage: Eukaryota; Metazoa; Arthropoda; Insecta; Hymenoptera; Apidae
Gene: Dysb
Product: dystrobrevin binding protein dysbindin
Biological process (GO): negative regulation of protein kinase activity
Cellular component (GO): cytoplasm
Source: RefSeq, a predicted model, not a curated record